GCAGCCGGAGCAGCCCGGAGCCCGGGAGCAGCGGCGGCCGCGCAGUGUCUUCCCUUCGCCGCCGCGGGACCCCGGAGCGCGGGCGGGCGGAGCGCCUGGGCCCCUGCGCCGCCGGCUCGGCGGGAGCACCAUGCAGCUGCAGUUCCGGAGCUGGAUGCUGGCCGCGCUCACGCUGCUCGUGGUCUUCCUCAUCCUCGCGGACAUCUCGGAGAUCGAGGAGGAGAUCGGGAAUUCUGGAGGCAGAGGUACAAUCAGAUCAGCUGUGAACAGCUUACAUAGCAAAUCUAAUAGAGCCGAAGUUGUAAUAAAUGGCUCCUCAUCACCAGCUGUUGAUAGAAGUAAUGAAAGCUUGAAGCUCAGCAUCCAGCCAGCCUCGGCCACCUGGAGACACAACCAGACACUGUCGCUGAGGAUCAGAAAGCAGAUUCUGAAGUUCCUGGACGCUGAGAAGGACAUCUCUGUCCUCAAGGGGACCCUGAAGCCCGGCGACAUCAUUCACUACAUCUUUGACCGUGACAGCACGAUGAACGUGUCUCAGAACCUGUACGAGCUGCUGCCCCGGACGUCGCCGCUCAAGAACAAGCACUUUGGGAGCUGCGCCAUCGUGGGCAAUUCCGGCGUCCUGCUCAACAGCGGCUGCGGCCACGAGAUAGACACGCACAGCUUUGUCAUCAGGUGCAACCUGGCACCGGUGCAGGAGUAUGCCCGGGACGUGGGGCUCAAGACAGACCUAGUGACCAUGAACCCCUCAGUCAUCCAGCGGGCCUUCGAGGACCUGGUGAAUGCCACGUGGCGGGAGAAGCUGCUGCAGCGGCUGCACAGUCUCAACGGCAGCAUCCUGUGGAUCCCCGCCUUCAUGGCCCGUGGCGGCAAGGAGCGCGUCGAGUGGGUCAAUGCGCUCAUCCUCAAGCACCACGUCAACGUGCGCACCGCCUACCCCUCGCUGCGCCUGCUGCAUGCCGUCCGCGGAUACUGGCUGACCAACAAGGUCCACAUCAAGCGCCCCACCACUGGCCUCCUGAUGUACACCCUAGCCACUCGCUUCUGUAAUCAGAUCUACCUCUAUGGCUUCUGGCCCUUCCCACUGGAUCAGAACCAGAACCCUGUCAAAUACCACUACUACGACAGUCUCAAGUAUGGCUAUACCUCCCAGGCCAGCCCCCACACCAUGCCCUUGGAGUUCAAGGCCCUCAAGAGCCUGCACGAGCAGGGGGCUUUGAAAAUGACCAUGGGCAGGUGCGAUGGGGCCACGUAAGAGGGCUCCUGGGGACUCAGUGGCUCACAUUUCCUGCCGUCUACACCACAGGCAGAUAGAUGGGAGUCGGGAUGGCACAAACUCUAGAAACAGCAGGCUAGUGGUUUUCUUUGUUCAAGUGUAAAACAGUGACCAGAAUAUAUCUCUCUCUCUACCUGCAUAUAUAUAUGGACCUGAGUAUUUAUAACUGUGUGGUGUUCACCUAGCAUUAGGCAGAAAAGCCACAGGAAGAAGGUGUGGACAGCCCACCGGAAUAGGAUUGAGACUCUAUCUUGGGAGGGAGUGUGGUAGGACUCGACAUGAAGAGAAGCCAAUCCCAGGAUUUUGACACAGUACCCAUUGGUGUGGAGGGUGCUUGGACUCGGGGGUGAAUGGAGAGAUGUCCCUAGCUUCUGAAGCCUGUGGAUUCUGGGUAAACCAAGACCCUAGGAGACCAGUUAACCCAAGUCUACAAAAAUGGCACCGUUCAUGGAGAGUGGGAGUUUGGAGCGUUCCAUGGGGCGGUGGAGCACUAGGCACCAAGGCCACCUCAGCUGAGGCCUUGCUCUGUGAACAUGAGUGACCGGCUGAGUCAGCCAGAGCCAGCAGCACACCAUGGACCAAUCACCCUCAGGCUUAACAAGAACCACCCAGAAUCUGGACCCAAAACAGUUGAUAGGGAGGAGCCAGGUGUCCCAGGUCCUGUUUUGAGAAAUCAGCACCUUUUUCUAAUGUAAGUGACCUAUGGCAGAACAAGGGAGAAGAGUGGCCAACCUAGCAGUCUGUAGGUGUGUGUUAAACCAGGCUGAAUUGUUACAAGGUAAAAGGGACUCUGAGAAUUCACCUCCCUCCUGCCCUGGUAGAAUGUCACCCCAAGGACUGCACUGCCCCCUUCUGCCACCAGAGAAGCCACAGCAAAAGCUUGAAAGGGCACCAUCAAAAUAAAUGCCAACCUUUAGAGAAACAGCUCUGAUCGCCUUGUGGGCGCCUCCAGAGCCCCCGAAUAUGUGACCUGACAGAAUGCUGGUCCCUGGAGUGCUACCUCCCUGUCACCACUCUCUGUUUGCUUUCUGCACCAUAUGCUCCGGGGGCCUUUGCAGCCCGACUGCUGGGUCCAUGUCACUUUUUGUGUCACUCUGGCCAGCAACUGAGCUUCACAACGACGUUGAGGUUCCCAGCUCUGCGGGAGAGAGGUUCUGGCGUCCACCCCUACACCCUUCGUCCCUAGCCCCCACUGAGGCAGCAAGUUCAGGAUUUUACAAAACCUGUUGUUCCCCUCUGAAGAUUAAUACUUAAAAAAAAAAAAAAAGACUCAAAACCAAACACAGUAUAUGAAUACUGGGCAGACUGUCCCUUGGGACAGCUGGGCUCGGCCAGCUGCUCAGGAGUCACAGGCCACAUCGGACAUGCCGCUAGCCGACUCCAUUUGCGAGACGUAUUCCCUCGGCUGAUAAAUCACAGUGUUCUAAAGCAUACUUGAAAGAUAAGUAAAAAACCAUUAUCCAGAAGGUGAAGGGAGUUAAGGAAAGUAAUCAAGAUCUGCUAUGAGACCGGACAUAAUUAAUCAAAGGCGACAGAGAACAAGAUAUUUCCCCCAAAUUAAUGGCUUCCAGGAAGCAAGCAGAGGUGGUGGGGACACUGGUGACCCAAUAUCCAGACAUUUCAGCCACAGAUUCUGUCAACAAUGCAACAUGGCUGUGUUUCUGUCCUUGCUACUGGUUUGGUGGUUGCUGGAAGCCUAAGAUGGGGGUUUGCAUCAUAAAAGGAGUGUGUGAAAAAGCAGCCUCUGUGGGAGCUAAAUGGUUUGGACUCACUCCUCCAGGAAAAGAAAGAAGUGGAAAAGGAGCACAGUCUUCCCUUAUACUCCUCUCCCUUCCAGGCUCUCCAAGGCAAUUGGGAGACAUUUGAUUUUUGAAGCUUGUCGCUUGGCACCCAGGUGUAUAGGCAGGAUGACCUUGCAGUUUGGAAUGUUCCAGAGUGGGGUGGGGGCAUGUCAGGUCCUGGAGUUGGCCCUGCUCUUGUCUACACUCUUCCCAGCAGGGCGGUAAAGGGUCAGGGCUCUUAGGAAAUUGUGGCUUUUUCUUUUUUCUUUUUUCUUUUUUUUGGCAGGGGGUGUUUGUUUUCAUUAGAGAACUGCCUUAUGGUGGUGCUGGGGAUUGACUCUGAGACCUUGGAGCCUCAGACAUGAAAGUCUUUUGCAUAUCUACUCUGCUAUCUCCCUGGCCUGAUCACGGUUUCCCUGAUAUGCAUGGGAGGGAGGGGCGUUGGUCAGGAGGGGUCCAUCCUUGGAGCUGAGUUCAGUGAGAUCCAUCUCUAGGCAGCAGCCAGCACAGGUCAGCUGCUGGAGGGUUCAGGAUACCGGCCAGUGCUGCUCUAGCCUGACCCCUACCUAAUAAGAACCGCAGCCACAGGCUUCCCAGGAGUGAUGACAGCCAGCCCCCCUCAGAUGCUCCACCAAGCCCAUCAGGCCUCCUCCAUUUGUCUCCAGCCCCCAGGUGGCCUCCUUGGAUGAGGAGCUGGAACCUGUGAAAUAAGGCCUCUCCUCAAAACCUUCUGAUCUCCCUCCUUCCUCCCAGUUCUGGGAGAUGAUGCCAGCAGCAUCUCCCCACUUGUCCUCAGCAUCCCGGUGCCAGCUCCAUCUCCUCUGCCCACUGGUACCCACUCACUCCCUCACCCUGCUCCUGCAUUCUCCUACCUCCAUUUAUGCCCACAUCUGAGAUGUGUGGCCUUUGCCCCCCACCCUGGGUCCAGCUGCCCAGUGGUCUCCACACAGCUGCAUGCAAGGCCCCUUCUCAGCACCAGGCUCUCCACCAUCCCUGGCUCCACAGCACCCCCUCCUGGUCACUCCCUGCCCCUUGUGCCCCCAAGAUGCUGUGUUCUCAUGGUUUUUCUCCUCCCUUCCAAUGCCGCAUCCUGCUUUAUUUAUGUAUUUAUUUAUUAUUUAUGUAUUUAAUUUAUUUAUUGACAUCUUGAUCUCAAGAGGCACUAGGAUAACACUGACCUAGAUUUCCCUUUCUGCUUUUUACCCCCCAGCAUGCACCCCCACACCUCCCAGAUGAUCAAGCUCCAUUAACACAUUGCCCCUUGGACACAUUCCACCCCACCCUCAACUGCUCCAGCAUCAGAUAAACUCAUCGCACCUUAAGCCGAGUCAGCAUCCUGUCUCUCUUCCCCUCCCUUCUCUGCUCAAAGACUCAUGAUGUUCCCAACCACCCAUUUCUGAGACACUACAGUCAUCUCAGAGUCUCCCCCACCCAUGCCCCUGCUGGUGCUCCCCAUCAGUCCCCCACCCCUGCCAGCUCUGCUUGUCACCUGGGCAAUGUGCAGUCUUUUCCCACGUUCCCCUGCAUGCUUGUCUAUCCUCCACUCCACCCUCAACCUGCAAGCUCAUUUUCACCUCCAGCCAUUCACAAACCCUUAAAUGACCCCCUGGCCCACAAAAUAACACACAGGCCCUAAUUCUGACAUUGCAGACCCAGUGAAACUUCAUACUUCCUGUGUCCCCCACCCUGCUGUCCACCUAGAAGUGAUUUACUUCCUGCAUGGAAAGGCACCCCGUCUUCCCGUCUCUGUGCCUUUGUUCUUGCUGUCCUCCCCUGGAAUGCUCUCUCCUGUUUCCUGCGAGACCCACACAGAAGCCACAUCUUUCAUGCAGCCCUCUCUGAUUUGCCAACCACUGGGGUCUCUCCUCUGCUAAACCACCAUAGCACUUUAUUUGUACCUUUCUCAUGGCACUUACCAUGCUCUGCCUUGUAUUAUAGUUGCCGUGCACCUGUCCUCUGGCUGUCCUUAGUCUGUAAGCUCGCCAAGGGCAGGGACUGUGUUUUAUUCAUCGUGUCCAUCCCAGCACCAAGGCUAGUGCAUAGCACACAGCAGGUGCUCAAUAAAUGUUUGUUGGAUCCAGA
Molecule: messenger RNA, 5139 nt
Organism: Erinaceus europaeus (western European hedgehog)
Lineage: Eukaryota; Metazoa; Chordata; Mammalia; Eulipotyphla; Erinaceidae
Gene: ST8SIA2
Product: ST8 alpha-N-acetyl-neuraminide alpha-2,8-sialyltransferase 2
Exons: 6
Coding region: 131-1255 (374 amino acids)
Biological process (GO): N-glycan processing; oligosaccharide metabolic process
Molecular function (GO): alpha-N-acetylneuraminate alpha-2,8-sialyltransferase activity
Source: RefSeq, a predicted model, not a curated record